AUGACAAUGUGGCCCAACUUCUUCAUGCAAGAAGAGGACCGACGGCGCGGGGCAGCAAGCCGGCGGCGGGCCUGUGGGCAGCAGGGUGCCAGGAUGACCCCAGAGCGCGAGGGGAAGAUCAAGCUGGCACUACUGCUGGCCACCGUGGGCGUCACACUGGCUGUGCUGGCUGUGGGCACAGAGUUCUGGGUGGAGCUCAACACCUACAAAGCCAAUGACAGUGCCAUCUGCGAAGCUGCCCACCUGGGGCUGUGGAAGGUGUGCACUAAGCGCCUGUGGCAGGCCGACGUGCCCGCAGGCAGGGACACUUGCGGCCCCGCGGAGCUGCCGGGAGAAGCAAACUGCACCUACUUUAAAUUCUUUACCACGGGCCAGAAUGCACACAUCUUCCAGAGAACCACAAAAAAAGAAGUUAAUCUGGCGGCUGCAGUGAUAGCAGUGAUGGGCCUGGCAGUCAUGGCCCUGGGGUACCUCUGUGUCAUCAUGGUGCUCAGCAAAGGUGCAGAGUUCCUGCUCCGAGUUGGAGCCAUCUGCUUUGGCCUCUCAGGCCUGCUACUUCUGGUGAGCUUGGAGGUGUUCCGGCAUUCCGUGCGAGCCCUGCUCGAGAGAGUCAGCCAUGAGCCUCCGCCGGCCCCGGCCUUGGCCUAUGAAUACUCCUGGUCUCUGAACUGCGGAGUGGCGGCCGGCCUGGUCCUGAUGUUGGGGGGCGGCUGCUUCCUGCUGCUCACCCUGCCUCCCUGGCCCUGGGGGGCCCUCUGUCCCAAGCGGGGACACAGGGACACCUAGGGCUGCCAUUUUGCUUUCUCUGUGCUCCUGCCAACCCCUUCCUCCUUCUCCACUCUAACGCUCAGAAUCUUUUGCCCCAUCUCCUAGAGAAACUGUAUUCUUCCUGCUGUGGGGCUCCCGUCAUUUUCACACACCUGCCUCUCAUUCCUUCAUCUUUCCCCACUCAGUAAAUACAUUUUUCUCAG
Trichechus manatus latirostris (Florida manatee) is the source of this 971-nucleotide messenger RNA. RefSeq names its product calcium voltage-gated channel auxiliary subunit gamma 6 (gene CACNG6). The transcript is spliced from 4 exons. Bases 1 to 786 code for a protein of 261 amino acids. Gene Ontology annotation, molecular function: calcium channel regulator activity. Gene Ontology annotation, cellular component: membrane; L-type voltage-gated calcium channel complex. The record is from RefSeq and is a predicted model, not a curated record. Gene Ontology annotation, biological process: calcium ion transport; regulation of calcium ion transmembrane transport via high voltage-gated calcium channel. NCBI's taxonomy places the organism in Eukaryota, Metazoa, Chordata, Mammalia, Sirenia, Trichechidae.